Messenger RNA from Spirodela intermedia, 5876 nucleotides. NCBI's taxonomy places the organism in Eukaryota, Viridiplantae, Streptophyta, Magnoliopsida, Alismatales, Araceae. The record is from the annotation of a GenBank genome assembly.
AUGGCGGGGCUGCUGAGGAGGUUGGGGAGGGCUUCCGCUCUCGCCGUGCUCGGCGGCGCUUUCGGGGAGCAGCACAGGUGCGGCGCUGGGGGCGCUGGGGCCCGUCGGUUGCCCCUGGGGGCGGUCGCAGCAGUCUCCGGCGGGGUCGCGUUCCUGUAUACCUGGAGCUCUCCCGUCACGGUGAGCUCAUUUCUUUCUGAGGGAUCUGAUCUACCCGUGGGAACUCGUUUUAGAGGCGGGUCUGCACGCGAUCUCGGCUGUGCUGCCUUGCCGGAGAUGAACUGCUGCUCCUUCUCGUCCGAGGCUUGCAUUUUCGCCUCGUUGGCUCCUCCCGUUUGUCCGUCCUUUGUGUCGUCGUCCUGUGUUCUUCUAUCGUCCGAUAUCUGGUGAUCCUGGUUUUGGUUGGAUUUCGAUAGGUUUUGACCUGACAUCAGAUCAUUCCCUUCAUGGUUGACCGGGGUUAAAAAUAGUCUGGGAGGUAGGUUGUGGUCUGUAGCUAGCUUUGGACUGGGUUUCUAAUGGCCUCAAUCCUCUUCCCUCAUCGCGAUGGAAUGACUAUUCAUUUCUCUAUCGCCUCUACAGAGACGAGCUCUCUCUCUCUCUCUCUCUCUCUCUCUACGUGUUCAUGUGGGAUUGUCAUACAUUCAUCUAGAAGUCUGUUUUGAUCUGCAUUUAGUUGGUUUUCUGGGAAAAGAUGCAGUGCGCUAUGGGAUGGGCUGUAGAGGAUCCCAUCAUCGUGUCUGUCUUCUGUUUAUCUCCAGCAAGUGUUUUCAAUUGAUGCAUUGUCCCCAGCAUGCUGUCAGUUUCUCUGUCUGGUAGAGGGAUCAUCCCAUUCUCUUGACCUUCGAUUGCUUGCUUUGCCAAAUUUCACUCUCCCCCGCCCCCUCCCCAUUUCUUCUCGUGAUUUUAGUGUUUGUGUCCAGUAACAACUGAAAUCGCAUCAGCUGAUACUGUAACCCCUGCUAACAGUGUCAUCUUGAAGAGGAAAAACAAGAAGCUUCAGAAAAAGUUGGUGAGAUUCACACUCUUUUCUUUUCAGCUGUUUUUUACUUGGCGAAUGGAGCACCGAGGUUCCCUGUGGGGAUUUCAUGUGUUAUUUCUAGCUGAUGUUAGGCAUCCGAUGUUUCACUGGGAUCAUAUUUUCCAACGAAUUUACCAACGAAAUAUGUUCCAUACAUCGUAUUUUGCUUAUUCUCUGAUGCACAUAAGAAAAAACUAUAGCAUUAAUAAUGUAGGUUUGAAAAUCAUAAAAAUCAUAACAUGUUGUCCGUCUGGUUGCUGUGCAACUGGAAGCACCUUUAGUGUCUUUUUCUAUGCAGGGUAUGAGAAUUUGUCAACGUGGAAAACUGGAACUGUACAAAAUUAGUUUUCUUUACACAAUUUUUAAAAUUAAUGGUGUUAAUUUCUGUCAAUCUAUCACGUAAUCGAAAGGGGCAACAGUGUUUGGCCGCCCCUAUUAUUUUAUCAUGGUCCUUGCAUAUCUUUUUCUUGCCAAAUAUUCUGAAAUUGCACCCAAAAAAAGUAAUAAUAAACAUGGCCUCCAGUUGAGAAUCAAAAUCCAUAAAUCUGUAACAAAUAAACGUGUCACAGAUUUGUGGUUUCCCAUUUCUGUAAACGCUUGGUUUAGUGAACCAUUGUUGAUACCUCUUUAUGUUACUUCCCAGAGGCCCCCACCUUCUUCCCUCUUUUGGCAGUUUUUUGUUAAAAAUAUAAGGAGAAGAGAUGCCGCAAUGAAAUUGCCAGAGAUUAAUUCUGGGAAAUCUCAAAACAGAACCGCAGUUUAGAUUUCUGACCAAAAUUGUCUUAUAUUUUCUCAUAAAAAAUAUUUACCAAUAAAUUUCAAAGGUCUAACUCGAGUCACUUAUGUUUGCUUUUGCUUGAUUUUCCUAUCUAAAACAUGAAGAUUUUUAUCGUCUAUCUUUUAUUUUGUUUUGAGAUUUAGUUAUUCAAGUGAUUGAAAAGUUUGCACUCUGCUUCAGCACUUAGUCCAGAUAAAUGGACGGAAUUUAAACUCCAUGAAACUGCUAGGGUCAGCCACAACUCUCAUUUAUUCAGGUAAAUCUGUUAUUAUUGCUCUCCAUUUGUUGCCUGCUGAGAUUUCUAGUCCACACGUCUCUUUCUCUACUUUUAUUUGUAAAGCAUAUUAUGAUUUUUUCAGCCCAUGCUAUAAAAUACUUUGCCGUUGACUGAUGAACUCCCUCUUUGCUCAACUUACCUGCCCAUCUUUUUCCAAUUCCAUAAUGAGAUUAGUUGUAUUAAUCUUGACUUGAACACGAUCUCUCAACGUAUAUAACUGGACGAUUAAGACAUCAUUACCAGGUUUGUCAGAAAAUGACAAGAGGAGUAUGUAGUGCUGCUAUCUAUGUAUGUAUAUAUAUAGGUGUAUAACAUCUACUUUUUGGUCUGAUUUCUCAACUAACCUUGGAUGCUUUCAAUCCUAGGUUUACAUUUGAUCAUGAAGCCAAAUUGGGUCUCCAUGUUGCAUCAUGUAUUCUUACGAGGUAUUUUAUUUUAUUUUAUUUGUUAACUUCCCUUAUCAUCCAGUUCAAUGAACUUAUUUGGCUACACCUGCGAAUUGGGAUAGUUGGUUCUAGCUCCUCAUUCAGUUGUUACUUAGAUUGAAUAUGAAUCUAAAUAUGAUAUACAUUGGGAAUCCUAAGUGGCAAUGGUUAUUGCAGGGCUCCCCUAGGAGAAGAUGCAGAAGGGAAAAAGAAAUAUGUCAUCCGGCCGUGAGUUGUUAAUCUGCAUCUCCUGACAUUUUCAUGUUUAUCACAUUAUAAAUAUUACGGUAUCAGCUUUCAAUGGGCAUUGAAAAAGAUACCACUGUUGAAUGGAGAACUUUGUACAUUGCAUAACUGAUUUCCAUUUGCGUCCAGCGUAGAGGGUAUUUUUCUUUCUGCAUUAUAGCCUUUACUGUCUAAACGUAAUUUACGGUUUAAAUCCACAUACCUAUCUUGCCAAAUAGCAGAUAACACAUGAUCAUUUUUAUGUAUGACUAAUGGUCAGCUUGUUAGAACAUUUAUGAUUUUAUGUAUGACUAAUGGUCAGCUUGUUAUAACAUUUAUGAUUUUAUGUAUGACUAAUGGUCAGCUUGUUAUAACAUUUAUGAUUUUAUGUAUGACUAAUGGUCAGCUUGUUAUAACAUUUAUGAUUUUAUGUCUUUUCUUUCAGGUAUACUCCUAUCUCAGACAUUGAAUCUAGAGGAUACUUUGAUCUCUUAAUCAAGGUAAAAAAGUAAGGGUUGAUUAAUUUAUUUGUUAAAAUUUCAUCAAGUUAGUGACGAUAUGUAUACGCAUGAUAUUUUUGUGUUUACAUUCAAACUUAAAGAGCACCUUAUGUUGUUGGUUUGUGAAAAGAGACUGUCAUGAACACCCCCAACUCGGUCUCAUACUUGUGUUGCUGAAUGCAUUUUCAAUCUUGUAGGUUUAUCCCGAAGGAAAAAUGAGCCAGCACAUUGCAGGAUUGAAGCCUGGAGAUGUACUGGAAGUUAAAGGGUAAGUCAUGCCAUCAAACUUCCCCAGUGAGAAGAACAUGCACAUGUAUAACUGAACCAAUAUCAUAUCCUGCUUGUAUCUUUCAGGCCUAUCGAAAAGUUCAGAUAUAGCCCAAAUAUGAAAAAGCAGAUUGGCAUGGUAUGCUGCUCAUCAUAAUAGUUAAUGUUAUUAAUAUGAUUCUAAUCGCACCUUGUGAAAGUCUUAGGAUUUUCUUAGCUAUUUGUCUCUAUUAAUGCUUUUUUCCUAACUAAGAAACAUGUUUACAUAAAUAUUUCCGUAGUCUAUUGCUUCUUUUUUUUUUUGCUAUAACAGUGUUCCAUGACUGGCAAAACAAUUCAUAAUCCCAUCUGCGACUAUUUUGCAUAAUAACAAGGAUCGUCUCAUAAAUAUGUUGACACUCAUAUUCUUUAUGAAUUAUUUAUUUAUUGAUUAUAAUAAAAGGCACCUCUAGUGACAUAACCGUGUCCAUGUUGGGAUCAAUCUCUCAUUUUUUUUCCUGUAAAAUUUACUCCUUCUUUAUCGCUGCAUCAAACGUUCUUUAGCUCAAGGAUAAGGCAUUUGCUACAUUGUCAUAAAAAACCCUUAAUACUUACUUUAAGAUCUCAUUCUCUCUCCCGGGGAUUAGUCAAAUCACUAAUAAUUCACGCGUCAAUUGAUGCCUGUGAUAAUUUUUAAAAAAAAUGUGAAGCCAUUUUGUAAAAUAUUUGAUUGUCAUUCACUUAUUUGAUCUCACCAAAGAGAACUUUGACCUAAUUUGUAAAUUCUUGUAUUUACCAUAACUUCUGGCUAUCUGACUGGUUAGUGCAUGCGCUUGUGUCUUGGAUACUAUGCGAAAGUAUCGCAUGCCAGGGCCUGCAUUAGGCAGUGUGCGUACUCGAGACAUCAUUUAAUGGGGCAGAUGGUUAUGACUACUGCAUAUUUUAUCUGUCCGCUUUCAAGAAGGCCCUUCAAGCACAAGCGCAGAGAAUCUUGAGGGGUUUCGGUAACCAGCAAAGUGCUAGUGAAAAUCGCUGAUUUUCUUAGCUGAAAAGCCCAUGACUUGGAUGGCAUGGAUGAGGAGGGCUUGCUUUCUGCCAAGACUAGCUUUUACAAAUUAGGUUUUCGGACAAGGUGUUUGUACACCUUGUCUCAAUGCUGAGCACUGGGGAGGCUGUGUACUUUGAAAGUAUCUCUAAUGUUUAACUGGAGUUGAACAGUUUUUGUUUUUUCUUGGUGAUUUUUUUUUUUUUGGGUUACUUAUUCCCAGUACUUGAUUUUAUAAGAUGAUUCUUGUUUCUUUUCCCUGCCUGCCCAAGAUUGCUGGUGGCACAGGUAUCACACCAAUGCUGCAAAUCAUCAUGGAGAUCGUCAAGAAUCCAGAUGACAACACACAGGUACACAUUGAUAAUAUGACGAUCCAUUCCAUGUUAUCAGUCACUAGCUUCAAUGGUUAAAUAAGCAUGCAGAAGGGAGUACAUCGUCCCAAUUUUUGCUUGUAUUGAACCGACUCUGUACAUUUCUUCCUACAAUAUUUAUGCGCUGGCCCUAUCUUGCUGCUUGAAGGUGUACUUUUUUCUUUUUUGGGCACCUUUUCCAACCAAGCUCGUUCAAAAUCCAUGGAUCAUGCUUGAAAAGAUAUUGACCGAAGUUUCACCUCAGAUUAGCUUAUCUUGAAUAUUUUAACAAAUCACUGCUGACUCGUCUGCUUAAGCUUCUUUCUGCUGAUGGGUCAACGUCAACGUCAACGUCAACGUCAACGCAUCAUCCCCUUUUCAGGUGGCGCUUCUGUACGCCAACGUAUCUCCCGAUGACAUAUUGCUGAAAGGAAAGCUCGAUCAGCUCGCAGCCGCCCAUCCAAACGUCAAGGCAACCACACCAUCCUCAGAGCACCAGAGUCUCUGCGUCCAUCUCGUAAUCCCAUCUUUUCAUCUCUCUUUCUGGGCCUGGAAACGUGCAGGUCUUUUACACCGUCGAUAAUCCCUCCAAAGCUUGGAGAGGAGGCGCGGGUUACAUAUCCAAGGACAUGAUCUUGAAGGGGCUGCCCGCACCGGGUGAAGACACGAUGAUCCUUGUGAGCUUCUUCUGCAACCCGUUCUCCAGCCCUUUUGUCUUCUGGUAUGGAAGCUUUUGUCUUCUGGUUCAUUUCUCUCCCAUGGCUGCGCAGGUGUGCGGCCCUCCGGGGAUGAUGAAGCAUGUGUCCGGGGAGAAGGCCAAGGACUGGACUCAGGGGGAGGUGAGGGGCAGGCACUGGGCUGCCAACUGCCUUGUUUCACUGAGAUCCUCCUCUGUGCUUUGUGCUCCGUGCUCUGUACUCACCACAUGCUCAUUCUCCUGGUUUAUCUGCAGCUCUCGGGACUGCUCAAAGAAACCGGGUACACGGAAGGAAUGGUGUUCAAGUUUUGA